AUGGGCAAGGCAGAAACAGCAGCAGCAGGAAUCACCAUAGCAGCGCCAACUGAAAUGAAGAGAAAGAAGAAGAAAGGAUCCACUCCCCGGAACCCUAAUUCCAACUCGAAUUCCCCGCCACCGGACUUCAUCGACGACGAUGACGAAAGAAAACAGAAGAAAGUCAAAUUAGUUGUGCGCUUGCCCCAAUCAAAUCAACAACAUUUCCAACAAGAUUCGUCUUCUGCCAAUUUACUUUCCUAUUCCGACGAAGAUAAUCACGACGUGUCUGUGCAGAGAAGGAAAAUUAAUUUCGUGGAUCCCAGGUCUGAAGACGCUGUUGCUGAUCAGGAGGAAAAGCUUUCUAAAGCGACGGACACAUCAAAUGGUUCACUAUUGGUGUCCGACCCAGCAACACCUUUGCCAGACAAAAAGUUGAAGGACACUUAUGGUGUAUUCUCCGAGCCUGUUGAUCAUGAAGAGAUACCUGAUUAUCAUGAAAUUAUACAGAAUCCUAUGGAUUUUGGAACCGUCAGGAAGAAACUUGAUGGACGACUCUACUCAAACCUGGAAGAGUUAGAGGUUGAUGUCUUCUUAAUAUGUUCAAAUGCAAUGCAAUAUAAUGCCUCGGACACUGUUUACUUUCGGCAGGCACAGUCUAUUCAAGCUCCGGCAAAAAGAGAUUUUGAUAAUUUGAGGCAUGAAGGGGAGGAUGGUGAGCUGCAACCUAAGGUUGUUCGAAGAAGCCAGCCCCCAAGAAAAAAACUUAAGAAGUCUGAAGAGUUUUCUCCACCCCCAAAUAAAAACCUAAAAAUGUCUGUUGAGAGUUCACCUUUUGAUUAUAUUGCUCCUGAGCUUUCUUCAGGCGCCACUCUUACUAAUGGGGAGGAAAAAGUCAGUGGAUCUAAUUCUUACAAUUUAAGAAAGCGACCUAUGCUUUAUAAAUUCCGUUCUGUUGAUAUAUCCUCCACAUAUCGCUCUCGCAAUGGUGAAACUUAUUCUGAAUGGUUGGUUGAUUGGAAUGAAUUUCCAGCUUCCAUUUUGAAGGCUGAUCUGAAGUAUGAAAAGAAACAUUUUCCAGUUGAUGAAAAUAGGCGUGACACAUACCAACUACUCCAUCAGUCAGCUUCUUGUAGUGAGCCAUCUUUGUUGUGGAACACUAAUGACCUGAAGCGGUUAAUGGCAGUAUGUACUUUUAAGCCUAUGUUAUUUUUUUUGAAUAACCAAGAAAUUCGGCAGCCAGUGGCACAGGGUUUGAAAAUCAGUGGAUGAUGGGUCAGGCUUUUGUCUAUGGUAGGGUUUGAACCUGUGACACACGCGACCUAGACAUCAUGUGUUGUGCUCUUACCACUAGAUGAAAUGCCCUUGUGGCUUAUGUUGCUUUUCUUUCUCUUUCUUUCUCAACUUUUAUUUUUCGUUUUCUCCCUAUUCUCAACGACUGCAGGGUGUUGUGGACAUUUUCACUGUUUCUUUUGUAGCUGUGCAAUGCCUUUUCAGGAAA
Molecule: messenger RNA, 1480 nt
Organism: Solanum dulcamara
Lineage: Eukaryota; Viridiplantae; Streptophyta; Magnoliopsida; Solanales; Solanaceae
Exons: 9
Coding region: 1-1251 (416 amino acids)
Molecular function (GO): protein binding
Source: RefSeq, a predicted model, not a curated record